Messenger RNA from Mugil cephalus (flathead mullet), 4274 nucleotides. It is a transcript of the gene rad18, whose product is annotated as RAD18 E3 ubiquitin protein ligase. Gene Ontology annotation, biological process: protein monoubiquitination; DNA damage tolerance. Gene Ontology annotation, molecular function: ubiquitin protein ligase activity; single-stranded DNA binding. Gene Ontology annotation, cellular component: Rad6-Rad18 complex; nucleus. NCBI's taxonomy places the organism in Eukaryota, Metazoa, Chordata, Actinopteri, Mugiliformes, Mugilidae. The coding region runs from base 100 to 1527 and encodes 475 amino acids. The transcript has 13 exons. The record is from RefSeq and is a predicted model, not a curated record.
AAUGACGUCAGACGUAGACGUAGGCUCCCUCUGUUAGAGCGGGACACUGAAACGUAAAGUACUGUUGUUCCUCCAAGAUCGACUCUUCGUUUACUAGACAUGGCCUUUCAAAUAGAAGAGGAUUUUCCUCCUGGACUAUCGUGUCUUAAAAAUGUCGAUGCCUUGCUCCGGUGUCCUAUCUGCUUUGACUUCCUUAAUAUCUCAAUGAUGACUAAAUGCUCACACAAUUUUUGCUCCCUGUGCAUCCGAAAAUUUCUCUCCUAUAAGCUGCAGUGUCCUGUUUGCAAUGCACAAAUGACAGAACAAGAUCUAAGGAACAACCGUUUGCUGGAUGAGUUGGUCGUAAACUUUCAGGCUGCAAGGCAACAGUUGUCAAAAGCAAACUUUGACUCUCCUCCAAUUUCGCCGAAGACGCCUUCUUCAGCUGUCAAAUGCAAAACUCCCAGAGCGGGUGGCCUGAAGUGUAACGGUUCCGUUCUGAGUGCCUUUUUCCAAAAGAAGCCCAAAACGCCUCCCAGUAUAAAAAAGCAGCAAGAUUGUCCUGACACGCACUCCGUUAUGACGAGGAAAAGGCCGACCGCACAGACGCAGAAUGCAAAUGCCGCUGACCUACAUUCAGAAAAAGCUCAGCUUGCGGUAGUUGUGAAGGAAGAGCCGAUGGAUGUGGAGGACGUACCUACCCGGGGUUUGGCGACAGUCAAGCGAGAAGACACAGCCUCACACAGUGAUGGCACUGGGACAGAAAGGCCGCAUUCCUCGUCACCGCCUCAAGACGUGAAGCCCACAAUAAAAGUGGAGUGCCCUGUGUGUUCUGUAAGUGUCUUGGAGUCCUUUAUCAACAAGCAUCUAGAUGCGUGUCUUACCAGAGGAGAGAAGAAAGAAAGCCUGAGGAGGAGCUCUCUUGGCACGAGGAGGCAACCAAUGGGGAAGCUGGUGUACAACCUUCUUUCAGUGCAGGAGCUGAAGAGGAGGCUGAAGGAAUGUCACCUGUCUGUGCGAGGUUCACGAGACCAGAUGAUCAAGAGGCACCAAGAGUUUGUGCACUUGUACAAUGCCCAAUGUGACUCACUGAACCCAAAGUCAGCUGAAGAUAUUGCCAAAGAAGUGGAGGCCAAUGAGAAGCUCAAAACUCAGCUGCACGGAAAAUCCAAACCUGUCUUGGUGUUCUCAAAGAAUCAGUCUGAGAAGGAGAUUGAUGAGAUGCAUUCAAAUUACAGGAAGCAGAACAGCAGUGACUUUUCCAGAUUAAUUGCCCAGGUCCGGGGACGCUUCGAGACAAACAGGCAGAGUCGCAUUAAACAGGAAGACGCGGAGAAGAGUGACGAACAAAAAACACACUCUGCAGAUAAAUCUGCAGAAUCAAAGAGCUCCUUAGUGAUAAAGAUAGAAGAUGGAGAAAGUGACAAUGAGCUGUCUGCAAGAGGGAUUGACUUGCCAUCCAGCCCCACCUACAGCGAUGUGUCCGUCAGCAGUUCUCUUUCAGACAUCUUUGGUCCAGAGCCUGUCAUAAGCCUUGAAUGGGCAUGACAGUGCAAUGAGACAGCCACACACAGCACUUCACCCCCCAAAGGACUUUCAUAAAUAACUGCUCUGACUCGGAGCUCAUUCACUUGCGAGCCACGGACUGGGACGCUGAGACAUACCCCCAUAACACCAGUGUGGUGUUGUUUCACUUCCACAGAAUUGCAUCUUUUCUCCCUCCCUGCCUUCUGCCUGCAGACAAAAACUGAUAGCGCUGUUGGAGGAGUAGCAAUAACAAACUUAAGUCAGUCAGGUAUUUUAAUGCGUGACAUGUUACUGAGCAUAACUAUUUUUUUGUUUUGUGAAAUGGUGCUGUCCUAACAGUCCUGUCAUUCACUUUGCAGCUUAACAAAACACACACACACGCUUUUGUUCAAGGACAUUUUACACCCAGAAAGCUCUACUGUCGCGCUGCUGAUGAAACAAAAACAUCUGAAUUCAUUUUCACCUGGUGCGGUGUGGAUAAUCUAGACUCUGCUCUUCAUCUAUUUCUGAAUGGCCCUGAAGCUUAAUCCAAACCUGUCACUUUUCACUCCUGAUGUUAUCCCUCCACGGAACACUUUGGUCAUAAUACACCAGUAGUGUUAGACCUUGGGAUGCCUCAUCAAUCCGAUGGAUGGAUGGGAGCCAAGUGUGUGUUUGAAAAGAGCAUGAAAAGACAUUUCCUUCCGUCAGGCGAGGAUUUACCUUCAGCCACAAAAACCACUGAUUAAGUUGUGACUGUACAAAAUGUUGACCGGGACCUAAACAGCGUUUAGCUUGGUAGCCUGUUGACUAGCAAUCCACUACACCUCAUUCUCCUACCCAAACGUGGAAUUUUCCCCCCAAAUUCCAAUACUGGAAUUUUGUUUUCCCGCUCCAUGCAGUCAUGAUUAAGAGUCGUACACCUUACGUCUGGCUGGAAGGUCCAUUACAUCUUUAGCCCGAUCAGCCGCAGAAUGCCCCCCGCGGGAAGCCGUAAGUGAUUCCACGUGUAAGUCACAGGAGUUUUAGGGCUCCCUUUUGGUUUCUAAGCCAUGUUAUCUGGACAUUCCUUAAGAAGAAGAAGAGGCCUCAGAGCUAUUGCCAGUUAAUGUCAAGGGUGAUUCAGUAAUGGGGCUGUAACUUAACUCUGCCUGAACUCUGAAGCCCGCGAUACAAGGCAACCCAUUUGGAGAAAAGUGCUUAUAAGGUAUUGAUUACGUGUUCCUCUGACCGCAAGGAAUCUUUCUGUAUGAAAAGCGGAAAGUAACUAAAAAAUGUGCAGGUUCACGUAAAAUAAACAAGAAAUAUAAUAACGGUACAAUAAACAUCAUGUUCAGUCUGUUGAAUUUGGUUUGACAACACUGUGAGUGAAGACGCAUUUCAUUUGCCUCUUACAUAUUUUAAAUACGUAUAUUUUAUCAUUUACUGCAUAGAUUUUGCGUUGCUCUUUAGGCAACGUUCAUGUGUCACAGAGUUCAUUUCUUUGUGUACUCGGUGUUUUAAUGAACAACAGUUUUGAACUUGUGCAGUAUCCGCUGCAACAUAUUUCACAGACCUUAAUUUAAUCCAGGUUAAUUAUAUCGGUUCUGUCUGUGCUUUACGGUGCAGCUUCUGGUCAUUUUAAUUUAAUAUUUGUGUAUGUUCACCUCUGUGCUUCCACAAAGAGAAGCCAUUUCAUUUUAAUAUUCUGAUUAGAAACCAGUUUUCUUUUCAGCUCUUCAGGUUUUUCACUUUGCUGGAUUGACAGCCACCUGUGGCAUACAUUCUUCCUUUCAGCCGGCCUCACAGAGUCAUUUUCUGCUGGUGUGUGAGAGGAGCCUUUUAUUCAGCUGCAAUGUAUUUGCUGUCACAACACAGCUCAAGGCUGGACAAAGGAUAGGAGACCGCACAUCGGUUAUGGCUAAAAAUAAGUUUAUUGUACCAAACUAAAGAUGAAAUUCACCUAAGUGAUAAAGUGCACUGGGUGGAAGAGAUAAAAAAAAAAAGAAAAAAGAGCAAUGGGCUGGCUGACUGCCACCGGCUGCGCCAGUAAAAGAACAAAAAAAACUUAAAUCAUGAUGAAACACAGCUGGAUGUAGCCAUUUUAACCAUCUUUAGCAGCACUGGUUGGUAAGAUCAUGAACUCUACAACAUAACGGCUGUUUUCUGCAUUCAUUGGUCAAAGUAAAAAUGGCUUUGGUUUGGUUUGAACUCCUGGUCCCUUAGUCACUUAGAGGCAGCUGAAGGAAAGCUAGCCUCUGGAUUUCUUUCACCAUGUGUGUAACUACUUUGCAAGCCUUGUUAGACUUGAAACACUGAGACGAUAAUGGUUAAAGUAAUCACGCUCGCAGGCGCCUGACCAGAAAAUUACCUAAUCUCAGAAGCGAUUAGAUGAUAAGAUUUUACACACCCUCUUAAAUUUGUCAUGUGUUUUCUCAAGAUGUACACUCUGGUCUGUUGUUGGCUGCUAGAAGAGAGGAAAGCAAGUUUAACGGCGCUCAUUUUCCAUCUUUUCUACUUCCAUGUAACUUAAUGCAGUUAUUAUGGAUUUAGGGGAGUCUUCAUGGCGCUUCAUCAGCCGCUUGUGUCCACUAAACGUGCAGGAUUAGUGCAGAGCUGUGUGACAUGGAGAUAAAGUGACCCACUGUGAAACAGAGCAAAUCUUCAAACACUUGUGCUUUACUGUUCUUGCUCCUUUUUUUUUUUUCAUUUUCCAUUUUACCAAAGUCUGCUACUGUUACAACCCCAGUCUUGGUUUUAAAAGAUUUUCCAUCUUUCACUCACAAAACAUUUAACUGGUUAUUUCUGAA